CAAGACCUCAACCCUGGAUAAUUAUACUCCCGGAGCCGCUUAGCUGAUACAUAUCCAAUGCCGAGCGCGCAGAGCCCAUCAGGCGGUGCUUUCAAGGCCAAGGUUGAAGAGAUCGUUAGGCAUCAGACCGAUCUUGCAGACAGACCGUAUAGCGUAGUACUUCGGAUCCAGCUAGCAGGUGCCUACAAGGCCGCUGGAUAUCCGGAUCUCGCGGCCGGGGAGGCUUAUAAAGCUCUCUUGCUGAUUGACGAAGUUGUUCAAGAUGGAGAGUUCCAUGAAGAAGCAAUAAGUGCCGCUAUAUCAGAUGCUACUUCUGCAACUACUUGUGAUAUUGCAAUAAAGCCUACAAUUAUUGGACCCUCGAGCAAUGUUGAAUGCAGGUGCAUUUCAUCGCCUCGCGACCCCGAUGUCGAGGCAGAUGAGGCCGAGGGGGUUGCACGAGCUGCUACAUGUUGGUCACAUUCAGCUUAUUCAAUCCUCAUUGGUUCCUUGAUACAUUGUGGAUCAUUGAGGAGUGCGAACGACUACAACUCUCGCGCUUUACGGGCGUGCCCAGAUGCUGUUUUCGAAUCGUAUCAAGAAGCCAUUCGGUCCAAGGUCAAGGCCUCUUGUGAGUCCAAAGGCGAUGUGUACGAUGCUGCAGAUGUUUCAAACUAUCCCGAGAAAGGCUUUGUCCGCCGCGAGCUGUAUCCUUGGAAUGAUCACGAACCGAACAGGUACUCUCAGGAGAGUAUUGAGUUUUUAAACACAGAACUUAGCCAGGUCGCUCCAAGACUGGAAGUCAAGGUUGCGAGCUUGCCUGUGCUUUCUACAGACAACAAGUCUAGCAAAUCUCCGGAUUCGGAAGAGUCAGUAACAUAUGUCAACCAGUUAGGUGUCUUCGCCAAGGAAGAUAUUGGUGCUGGUGAGGAGAUUCUGAAAGAGAAGUCGCUUCUGACAGCAGUAUCGAGACUCCGUGAUUCUUAUUGCGAUGCUUGCAGCGCACCACUGCCGAAGACAGAUGGCAGCAGUGGGGAUAGCACGGAAGGAACUACCAUUCUUGAUUGCGAAGAGUGCAAUGAGGUUUUCUUCUGCAGCGAAGAUUGCCAUGACCUAGCUCAAGAGUCAUACCAUCCAUCCCUCUGCGGAGUCAAUGUAGAGCAAAAGGUAUCUGCAAGCGAGGCGGCAGAUGCCCUCUACUCUCUACUCCUCAUUCGCGCUCUAGCCCUUGCAGAAACCCAGAGCGAACACCCUCUCGAUUUGAAGGAAGUUCGCUAUAUCUGGGGCGACUAUCACAGCCAAAAUCUGGAUGAUGCAUGGGCAGCUGACGACUCCUUCGGCUCGAUAGCACAAACCUUGCCAUUUACAUUCGAGGCCAAUGUUGUAAGACCACUCAAUAUUCUAGAGAAAAUGGACGUAAACAUCUUCGAAGAGAGCCAUCGGUAUAGCCCUUGGGUUUUCAACACUUUGUACGCAAAGUUCAGAGGCACUGCAUCAGCACGGCAAGGACCGGACGGACGGCCGGAAAUCGGUGCUGUACACCCACUUUGGUGUCUUGCUAACCACAGCUGUGAUCCAAAUGUGGCGUGGGAAUGGCAAGGAAGCAUCAGGUUUUGGACUCGAGAGAAACUUGUUGAAUGGGACGGGAGGGAUCCCGAUCGUCGCCCUGGCAUACUCAAGGGCGAAGAGGUCCUAAGUCACUACUGCGACAUUCGUCUUCCUGUCAAAGAGAGGCGCGAGUGGGCUGUUGGCGCAUUGGGGGGAUUGUGCAUGUGUCCGAGGUGCGUCUGGGAAGAAGCGAAGGAGGAGGGCCUCGAGAAGAGCGUAUGAGCUCUAGAAUAUUGGCCCGUUCCAUCGAGCACGACCAUCCUAAGCUGCAAGUACGAACCCAACAGAUCUCUAGUGCCGCCUCAUGGCCGGGUGGGCGAUGUACAUUAGAUUCAUAGCUGGCUUGCGACUACGACAGUCUCUCGUGAGAAUGAUGUUCGAUCACAGUAUGCGCAUGGCUCCA
This is a messenger RNA of Aaosphaeria arxii CBS 175.79, 1990 nucleotides long. RefSeq lists its product as uncharacterized. Gene Ontology annotation, cellular component: nucleus. The coding region runs from base 58 to 1809 and encodes 583 amino acids. NCBI's taxonomy places the organism in Eukaryota, Fungi, Ascomycota, Dothideomycetes, Pleosporales. The record is from RefSeq and is a predicted model, not a curated record. The transcript has 5 exons. Gene Ontology annotation, molecular function: protein binding.